GUUCUUUGUUUUGUCUUGCAGUUCUGCUUGCCCAAGGUUGUGAUGAUGUCUGCACCCACUCAACUGCAUGUUAUUAUUGAAGAGACUAAAGUUCACAAGUUGACACUACUAGAUGGAAUCCCUAGCACAGUAGAUGAACUUUUGGCAGCUGCACAGGAUCAUUUUCAACUCCAAGGGAGUCCUUAACUCCAUGUACAUGGACAAAGAUUUUGAUAACCAAUUCUUCACUCUAACAUCAACAGAUGUAGUUAAGGACAAAGACACAAUCAAACUAGUUAAAACAGAAGAACCUUCUGUUUUUCUUACAUUGACUCCCAUCAAUGAGGUUGCUGCGUCCCCCCCUCCAGUGUCACUGGAUUUGUCUUUCCAGGAUGACAGCAUCAUUUUACCACAGCCCUCAGAGUAUCGAUCAGAACCAACUAAUUUUGUGGUACCCACUUUUCAUUAUAAUAUUGAAAUGCUCCUUCAAGCAGGAAAUAAGGCUUAUGAAAGUGAUGGCUCGCUUCUUCAGAAUCCAAGCAUGAACUCUAACAUACUCAAGAAACUUGCUGAAGCAAUAUUCCACUACACUGCCUAUCCUACUGGUCUUCACAUACUGGCAGUUGUAGAAGCUCUGAUAAAAAAGCAUCCAUGCCUAAGGGAGCCCGGAACCUCAUUCUCAGGCUUGUACGGGUGGCAGCAGCGUCUUAAAUACAAGAUGGCUAAUUACCGUUCUAAAAUGAGAAGGCUUGAUGUACCUUGCCCUGAGCUUGAUAUCAACUCCUUGAAAAGGAAAUCCCCUGGUGAAAAAAAUCCUGCCAAAAAUUGCAAGAGACCAAAGAGAGCAGAGGUGAACUACCUUCCUCCACAUCCAAGUGGAGAAACGAACAACAGUCUGGAGAUGGAGAGACAGGAGCUUCUUAAGGAAGUGAAAAAGAAGAACAACACUAAGGUGAUUCAAGAAAAAAUGGCAAAAACAUUCUCCUGUCGAAGGCUUGAGGUAGUGAGUGGGAGUCCUGCUGCUGGCGACUUUCAACAGAGAUGGCCUGCUUUGUUUUGUGAAGCUGAGAUAAAGGAGGAAUUCAGGAGGAUUACUACAAUUUCCCUGGAGCAAACCUUCAUGUACAAACUCGACAACUUCACACCAAAACUUAUUGCCCUGAUGAAGGCCAAGGGAGGAGUCGUGGGGACCAAGCUGAGGCCAUUCUUGGACAAACUGAGUCAGAACCAAAGCAUCGAGAUGAGACUUGAAGCUAUUAUCCGCAGCCUCAUACUCUACCUUGGUGAGAAAGAAGAGGAACUUUUUGAAGAUUGCCUGGAGGACAACCGCAGUGAUGCCACUCAGCACAUCCUCAAGAUCCUGGUGGUCCAUGGUGAUGAUGGAGAGCACCCAGUGGAUGUGUCCAUCAUGCUUGAAGGCAAGAAGAUGCUGCCAGGAUGUGCCGCUAAAGCUUGUACGCUGCUAAUGGGGCUCAUUUAUGCCCUCAACCUUGCUUAUCCCCCAACACUGCGCUACACUUUUGAGGUAUUUCAGAAACUGUUCCUGGAACUGGAUGGGAUUAAGCUGUCUCCAAAAGUACAAGCCUUAAAGUUAAAGCUGCUGUCUUAAAUGCUGUACAGUUCAACUUGUCCCUGGUCAACUAUUUGUGGGAAGUUGAAGUCUUGCACAGCAGUUUAAUAAUCCGUCAGGAAACGAACCAUAUCAGACCCCAGGCACCAGGAACUGCGGCCAUCCUUAAGUCUCCUAACGUUACCGGUGUUCGUGCCAGAAAUCUCUAGCUGCCUACAGUUAAAUUUAGACGACCAAAGGUGAGUGUCCUGUGGUGACGAUAGCUAAGUUUAAGUACCAAAACAACUAAGAUUACAAAAAAGUGAUGGGGGCGAUCAUUCCGGGCAGCUGGGAGAUCUUCUGCACAACAACGGCCAUCGGACGUCUCUGCCGCCCCGGAGAUUCUGCCAGCCAUUCCCACCCACACCCAUGAAGUAACAUUAAAGGUCCCAUGACGUGGUGCUCUUUGGAUGCUUUUAUACAGGCCUUAG
Perca fluviatilis (European perch) is the source of this 2019-nucleotide messenger RNA. RefSeq lists its product as uncharacterized. The coding region runs from base 134 to 1588 and encodes 484 amino acids. The transcript has 4 exons. Lineage: Eukaryota; Metazoa; Chordata; Actinopteri; Perciformes; Percidae. The record is from RefSeq and is a predicted model, not a curated record.